Messenger RNA from Fonsecaea erecta, 2001 nucleotides. RefSeq lists its product as hypothetical. The transcript has a single exon. Gene Ontology annotation, molecular function: guanyl-nucleotide exchange factor activity. The record is from RefSeq and is a predicted model, not a curated record. NCBI's taxonomy places the organism in Eukaryota, Fungi, Ascomycota, Eurotiomycetes, Chaetothyriales, Herpotrichiellaceae. The coding region runs from base 1 to 2001 and encodes 666 amino acids.
AUGUCGAAAUCGGGCAACCUCACCGCCUUGUCGGCCAUCUUCAGUCCGGGAGAAACACCCACGAUCUACUAUGCAGAGGAUCCUCCGUAUCUACCUCGAAUCCUCGUCUUCUACUACCCUGUCCAAGCUGUGGGCUCUCUGGCCUCGACUUCGCGGAUUCGAACCACCAUUCUCUCCGCGGCCGGGUUCAAGAGCUAUGGUGCAUUCUCAGUCGCCCCGAACAGCAACUACUACUCUGCCGUCCACAAGCUACCAGAAGACAAACAACGAGAUGAUGUGUCCCGGGGGAUUGCCUUUGCGCUUUGUCGCUACUUCUCCGAAGUGCCAACGGAAGUCAAGAAUGCUAUUGCUGAGGAGAACCUGCAUCACGGGAUUGCUCUGAAAUGGGGGCAGACACAUGCUGCUCAGGUUACAUGCCGGAUGUGCAAAGUCAUAAACACCGAAGAGGUAGUCGAGGCUCUCCGCCCGUUUUCCAAAGAAAGACCUGCGAGUCCCCAGACACCCACCAGACCUCCGGCUUCGAUCAGGAAGACCCGACCCUCCUUCCUACCCUCCGAAACUGGCACUCAGGGUAUUAGUCGCGUCAAUCACGCCUUCACCCAGUCCAAAAGGAUACCCAGUAAUCAUGCAAAACGCUCUCCGUCCAUAUCUACACCAGCAACACGAAAGGCGAGCUCGACACUGGACCCAACGCACUCGGUGCAGCAACUGGAAUCGUUACGCUUCAAGAUGUGCGAGUUUGUGGAUACUGAAGAUAGAUACAUCACCCGUCUUCAAUCCUUGAUCGAAUUGGUCACUAAUCAGGGUCGUACUCCGAAGUCCCUGAGCUCUAAAUUCUCGAGUUCGCGCAACCAGAAGGCUGUAAAUGCCAUGCUCCAGUUUCCUUCUCUGCUAGAUCAGAUCAAGGACUUGAAUCUGGCUUUCCUCGACGAUAUCGAGACGGCUCUUCACUGUUCUGAGGAUGCCGCAUUGACCUUCCUGGAUUCUGCACAAGCGAAUCCGCAACUCCUUGCCAAUGCCAAAGAUCCUAUGGGCAUCUACAGUUUUGCCAAAGUGCUUUUAAACCACUUUCCGAAAUUUCCCAUGCCCUACCGCGAAUAUCUCGACUUGCACUCCCAAAUCUCCUCAAAUCUCGAUCAAUUCCUGAGAGAAGGCACUACAUCAAUUCAGCAGGCCCCUUCCUUGCUUAUGGAGCCAGCUCAGCGUAUCUCCAGAUAUGGCCUUUACAUCGACACUAUGCUUCCGCAUGUGCCUUCGAAUUUCACCGUUGCCAUACGAACUCUGGAGAAAGCCAGAAAGAUCAUCGCUGAGAUAUGUGAAAUGGAACCUGCGGCAUCAACUAUUUUGGACUCUCUCCGCAUCGAACAUGAAGCAAAGAAGAAGGGUGGUCUAUCCCCGACCAAAUUGCUCUCGGGCUUGACUCGAUCAACUGGAACAAUUCGGGAAGCCCCAGCGUUGACUGGCAGCAUCAGGGAGAGAGAAGGGCCUCGCCUUUUUCCCAGCCUCGGCCGCAGCCUGAGCCGCCGGCACAAAACCCCACGGCCUGGCCUAUCAGGUAUCUUGUCCGAACAAAAUCCCGAACAGGUGAACAAUGUUCAGCCUCGAACCGACGAGAACAGGCCCCUUACGUCGUCGUCAGUGCUAUCUUUUGGCUCUGUUAAAAGGCCGCCCACGUCAGGGUCCAGUGUCAGUACCACGAACCGCUCCACCGCCAGUGCUAGCCCGGGUCCCAAUGCGCCUGCUGUACUGCUGUCAAGCAAGAAACGCAUCGGUACCGCCCCUGACCCUGUCACAGGCACAGGCAACAUUAUGGGAGCAAGCGCUGGCGACGGAGUCCAGAAGCUUACUUCCUCGCGUGUUUUCGGCGCCGAAACCGUGGAGCAAUAUAAGAUGGAAUUGAUACGGGUGGAGGAAGAGAAUUAUAAGCUCCUUCAGGAAAAUGCUGAGUUGAAGCGACUAAUUAGGGAAUGUACCUGUGGUGGCACGGUACGGCAGCGAUGA